AUGCACGAGCUUCCAGACGAUAUCUUAGUUACCAUAUUCACCAGCCGCGACAUUGAAACCCUUCUCAAGCUACGGUUCAGUUGCACAUCGUUCUGUGCCGUCGUGCAAGCAUGCAUCAAGACCAUCGCACCUUCCCCCGCGCGCAACACCUUCCCAAAUUGCGAGCUACUUCUCUCACCGCCCAAGAGCGGAUACAGUGUGCGUUGGCUACGUGACCUCAUUCCCGCUCAACUAGCCAGCAUCACUCUUGACAAAGACAAGCUCCGCCGCUGCCCUUACGUCAACUCGGGUUUCCUCUACGGCAUUCCCAGCGAGAACGACUGCACAGAAGCGACGUAUUGGCGGCAACGACUGACGAACGGAUGGCGCAUCUUGCAGUCAUUUCAGUUAACCUCGGCCAGAGUCUACUCGAGCUUCGAUGGUAGUUGCAAGAGGCCGAAUGCUUUCAGGAAAGUCAGUGGCGGUGUACGGACUAGUCGCAUCUGGCAAGCCGUCUCGUGUCAAUAUGUCGGCUGUACAGAACAUGGCAUGAAGCAUGUGUUUAAAUCGAAAAGCCGCCGCGACUCUCAUGAUAGCCGCAAUGAGGAGCAAAACUCCAAAGAUCCCAUUCCAGAAAUUCGUCGCAAAGAAGCGCUCAUUCUCAAGAGACGCUUAGCGCAGAUGAAGUCAAUGUCAGAUCAGGAUCUACUUGACUACGUAUAUCUCUGGCGCAUGCUACUCCACGUCUCCCGACCCUACAGUAAGCCCGGAACGACAGUCUGCGACUUCACACAAGGCUGGGGCCUGUCAACUUCCAUACCAAGCCCGAGCUGGCCAACCAUAAUCUCCGACAUAGCGCAAGGCUGCUCAUGGCUCAAUUGGUUUAUUCUGCACACCGGCACCGCGCCCUUCCUCACACAGUGGUCUCUCUCCUCGCAGUCAGUUUAUACUGCCAACAACCUUCCGUAA
Didymella exigua CBS 183.55 is the source of this 948-nucleotide messenger RNA. RefSeq lists its product as uncharacterized. NCBI's taxonomy places the organism in Eukaryota, Fungi, Ascomycota, Dothideomycetes, Pleosporales, Didymellaceae. Bases 1 to 948 code for a protein of 315 amino acids. The record is from RefSeq and is a predicted model, not a curated record. The transcript has a single exon. Gene Ontology annotation, molecular function: protein binding.